Linum trigynum is the source of this 639-nucleotide messenger RNA. NCBI's taxonomy places the organism in Eukaryota, Viridiplantae, Streptophyta, Magnoliopsida, Malpighiales, Linaceae. The record is from the annotation of a GenBank genome assembly.
AUGGACCCCAUCAAAUAUGUUUUUGAGAAGCCUUCCCUAACAAGACGUCUCGCUAGGUGGCAAGUCCUUUUGGCCGAAUACGACAUCGUUUACAUGACGAGAAAGGCUAUUAAAGGAAGCGUCGCCGCAGAUCAUCUAGCGGAACAUGCCAUUAUAGAUGUCGAUCCCUUAAUGAUGGAUUUCCCAGAUGAGAACAUCAUGACAACAGAAGAAGAAAGACUAGCGGAUGACUCAAAAGAAACGUGGGUUAUGAAGUUUGACGGGGCAUCCAACGCAUUGGGUCAUGGAGUCGGGGUCGUUUUUAUGUCCCCGGAAGGCAGCAUACUUCCCAUUACGGCUAAACUUUGUUUCGCAUGCACCAACAAUAUAGCAGAAUAUGAGGUCUGCGCUUUCGGCAUCCAAGUAGCCAUAGAAAUGGGGAUUAAGAAGUUGAAAGUGUUUGGAGAUUCAGCACUGGUAAUCUACCAGUUGAAUGAAGAAUGGGAAACCCGAGAUUACAAACUAGUCCCAUACCAAAAAUUCAUCAAAGAAUUGGCGUCACAAUUUGAAGAAAUAGAGUUUGAGCAUGUUUCACGAGUGGAAAAUCAAGUUGCGGAUGCCUUGGCUACAUUGGCAUCAAUGUACAAGACAGAGAAAUGA